CCACGGCGCGGCUCGGCUCGGAGCCCCCCGGCCAUGGCUGAGAAAGUUUCGGCGGCGGAACGGCCGCGGGGCGCCGGCUCCUCUUGCUCCGGCUCCUCCUCCGGCUCCGAAACUCUCUCCGAGGAGGGGGAGCCCGGACCCGGGCCGGCAGCGGGGCGGCGGCUGCCGCGAGAGGAGCCGGGGAGCCCCGGCGGGGGGGCGGAGGCCGCCGCAUCGCUGGAGGAGCGGGACGAGGAGCUUGAUCACAUACUAUCCCCCCCACCUAUGCCUUUUCGAAAAUCCAGCAAUCCCGAGGUCUCUUCUGGCCCUGGAAAACCUUUUAAAUUUAAGAGGCAACUGAGUGAAGAUGGGAGACAGCUCAGAAGAGGAAGCCUUGGAGGAGCUCUGACUGGCAGGUAUCUGCUUCCCAAUGCAAACGGACAGCAGCUGUGGCAACCUGCAGAAACCUCUAAUCUUGUUCGCAUGCGCUGCCAAGCACUUGGGCAGUCAGCACCUUCACUUACUGCUAGUUUGGAAGGGGCGCCUCAGAAGAAUCAUUUCAGCUCAACACGUCACCGUCAGAGACUAGUGGAACCAGCGGCUUCAAAAAAGGAGUUGAGCCUUCCAAGAAGAGGAAGUUUUCUCACCCCAAGGAGCCUGAGCCCAACCCCAACAAGCCCUUGCAGCCCAUGCAGUCCUCUGUUCGCUUUUCAUUUUUGGAGUUGUAGAACAAGCAACAGGAAGAGUUUGAUGGGCAAUGGCCAGUCUCCAGCUCUGCCUCGGCCUCAUUCACCUCUCUCAGCUCACACAGGAAACAGUCCUCAAGAUAGCCCUAGGAAUUUUUCUCCCAGUGCCUCAGCCCACUUUUCUUUUGCACGAAGUCAUGGGCAUCGAAGUGACAGGACUGAUGGUCGCCGCUGGUCUUUGGCCUCCCUUCCUUCUUCUGGCUAUGGUACAAACACACCCAGCUCAACUGUUUCUUCAUCCUGUUCGUCCCAAGAAAAGCUGCACCAGUUACCAUACCAACCAACACCUGAUGAACUACAUUUUCUAUCUAAACAUUUCUGUACCACUGAAAGCAUUGCGAGUGAUAACAGGUGCAGGACCACUGCAAUGCGUCCGCGCUCCAGAAGUCUCAGCCCUGGACGUUCUCCUGCCUGCUGCGACAAUGAAAUAAUUAUGAUGAACCAUGUCUACAAAGAAAGGUUCCCAAAGGCCACAGCUCAGAUGGAGGAAAGGCUUCAGGACAUUAUAACAAAUCAUUCUCCAGAAAACGUCCUUCCCCUGGCAGACGGAGUGCUCAGUUUUACCCACCAUCAGAUCACAGAACUGGCUCGAGAUUGUUUGGAUAAAUCCCACCAGGGCCUCAUCACGUCACGAUACUUCCUUGAAUUACAGCAGAAAUUAGACAAAUUGCUACAGGAGGCACAGGAGCGAUCGGAGAGUGGAGAACUGGCAUAUAUUAAGCAACUGGUCCGAAAAAUCCUAAUAGUUAUCGCUCGUCCUGCUCGUUUACUGGAAUGCCUGGAAUUUGAUCCCGAAGAGUUUUACUAUCUUUUGGAAGCAGCUGAGGGCCAUGCUAAAGAAGGGCAAGGCAUUAAAACAGACAUUCCUCGAUACAUUAUUAGUCAGCUGGGCUUAAAUAAAGAUCCUCUGGAAGAAAUAGCUCAGCUAGCUAACUGUGACAGUGGGACAGCAGAAACUCUGGAAAUGGAUGAAUCAAUAAGUACCUCUAAUACCUCACUGCAGCUCCGGAGGAAACCUCGGGAAAGUGAUUUUGAAACCAUUAAACUGAUCAGUAAUGGAGCUUAUGGUGCGGUUUAUUUUGUGAGACAUAAAGAAACCAGACAAAGAUUUGCCAUGAAGAAAAUUAAUAAACAAAAUCUCAUCCUUCGAAACCAGAUCCAACAGGCUUUUGUUGAGCGCGAUAUCCUGACAUUUGCAGAAAAUCCUUUUGUUGUCAGCAUGUAUUGCUCCUUUGAAACAAGACGUCAUUUAUGUAUGGUCAUGGAAUAUGUAGAAGGUGGAGACUGUGCUACUUUGAUGAAGAAUAUGGGUCCCUUACCUGUAGACAUGGCAAGGAUGUACUUUGCAGAGACUGUUCUGGCUUUGGAAUACCUUCAUAAUUAUGGAAUUGUACACAGGGAUUUGAAGCCAGACAAUUUAUUGGUAACGUCCAUGGGCCAUAUAAAGCUUACAGACUUUGGCCUGUCAAAGGUGGGGCUAAUGAGUUUGACUACCAAUCUGUAUGAGGGUCACAUUGAGAAGGAUGCCAGAGAAUUCCUUGAUAAACAAGUCUGUGGUACACCUGAAUACAUAGCUCCUGAAGUAAUACUGAGACAGGGUUAUGGAAAACCAGUGGACUGGUGGGCUAUGGGGAUUAUUCUUUAUGAAUUUCUUGUUGGGUGUGUGCCAUUCUUUGGAGAUACACCAGAAGAGCUGUUUGGACAAGUAAUCAGUGAUGAAAUCAACUGGCCUGAAAAGGAUGAAGCACCACCUCCAGAUGCUCAGGAUCUCAUUACCCUGCUGCUCAGGCAGAAUCCUUUGGAAAGACUGGGAACAGGUGGUGCAUAUGAAGUAAAGCAGCAUCAGUUCUUCAGGAGCCUUGACUGGAAUAGUCUGCUGAGGCAGAAAGCAGAAUUUAUUCCACAGUUGGAGUCUGAAGAUGACACAAGUUAUUUUGAUACUCGUUCUGAAAAAUACCACCAUAUGGAAACUGAGGAAGAAGAUGACACAAAUGAUGAAGAUUUUAAUUUGGAGAUAAGACAGUUUUCUUCAUGUUCACACAGAUUUUCUAAAGUUUUUAGUAGCAUAGACCGAGUCACUCAAACACAAGGUGAAGAAAAGGAAGAUACAGGAGACAAAACAAAGAGUGUAACAUUGCCUUCAGUGGAAUCUUUAAGCUGGAGUUCAGAAUAUUCUGAAAUACAACAAAUAUCUACAUCCACCUCCUCGGACACUGAGAGUAGCAGGCAGCGACAUAGUUCUGGUUUACUGCCAAAGCUGGCCAUAUCAGCUGAAGGAGAACAGGAUGAUUCUACCUGCUUAGUGAGGCCUCGGGAAGAACAGGAAAAGCCUCCAUUAGUGAAUGAGGAAACAGUGCAAGAUGAACCUGAAGUAACCACUCCAGCAAGUACCAUCAGCAGCUCCACACUAUCAGUUGGUAGUUUUUCAGAACACUUAGAUCAGAUAAAUGGAAGAAGUGAGAGUGUGGACAGCACAGAUAACUCCUCAAAACAACCCAGUGAAGUUGCAUCUCAUGUGGCUCGUCAGCGAUUAGAAAGCACAGAGAAAAAGAAGAUCUCUGGAAAAGUCACGAAGUCCCUUUCUGCAAGUGCUUUGUCCCUCAUGAUUCCAGGAGAUGUGUUUGGUGUUUCUCCUCUGGGAAGUCCUAUGUCACCUCAUUCACUAUCAUCUGAUCCUUCAUCCUCCCGUGACUCCUCUCCCAGUCGUGAUUCUUCAAUUGCUGCUUCAAGUCCUCAUCAGCCAAUAGUAAUUCACAGUUCAGGAAAAAAGUAUGGCUUCACCAUCCGAGCGAUCAGGGUUUACGUGGGUGACAGUGAUAUCUACACUGUGCACCAUAUUGUUUGGAAUGUGGAAGAAGGAGGUGCAGCACACCAGGCUGGUUUAAAAGCUGGGGACCUGAUUACGCAUAUCAAUGGAGAACCAGUGCAUGGUCUUGUUCAUACAGAAGUCAUUGAGUUGUUGUUAAAGAGUGGCAACAAAGUGUCAAUUAUGACAACCCCAUUUGAAAACACUUCCAUCAAGACAGGACCUGCCAGGAGAAACAGCUACAGAAGCAGAAUGGUUAGGCGCAGUAAGAAAACCAAGAAAAAAGAGAGUUUAGAGAGGAGAAGAUCUCUAUUUAAAAAGUUGGCCAAGCAACCCUCACCUCUUCUUCACACCAGCAGAAGUUUCUCCUGCCUGAACCGAUCACUUUCAUCAGGGGAGAGCUUGCCUGGGUCUCCAACCCACAGCUUGUCUCCGAGGUCACCUACCCCAAGUUACCGCUCCACUCCUGAUUUUCCGUCUGGUACUAAUUCUUCCCAGAGUAGUUCCCCUAGUUCAAGUGCUCCCAAUUCUCCAGCUGGCUCAGGACACAUAAGACCCAGCACUCUUCAUGGCUUGGGUCCAAAGCUUGGUGGGCAAAGAUACAGAUCUGGAAGACGCAAAUCAGCUGGCAGCAUCCCUCUCUCUCCUCUGGCACGGACACCUUCUCCAACACCCCAGCCCACAUCCCCUCAGCGAUCUCCAUCACCAUUGCUAGGGCAUUCACUUGGAAAUACGAAAAUAGCUCAGUCUUUUCCUAGCAAAAUGCACUCCCCUCCAACUAUUGUAAGGCAUAUUGUUAGGCCAAAGAGUGCAGAGCCACCACGAUCUCCACUCUUAAAGAGAGUCCAAUCUGAAGAGAAACUUGCACCCUCUUAUGCCAGUGAUAAGAAACACUUAUGUUCACGAAAACACAGUCUGGAGGUGACCCAGGAAGAAGUGAAUAGAGAAUUGUCCCAGAGGGAAGUAACUCUUCAGAGUUUGGAGGAGAAUGUAUCAGAUGUGCCAUCACUCACACGAGUCAGGCCUGUAGAACAGGGCUGCUUGAAACGUCCCAUUUCUCGUAAAUUAGGUAGGCAAGAAUCCAUCGAUGAGCUAGACAGAGAGAAGCUGAAGGUCAAGAUAGUUAUGAAAAAGCAAGAUUUUGCUGAAAAAGCAAAUGCUGCUCUACAUGAACAUAGCAGCGAACCAGAAAAUCCCAAUACCUUAAGAUUGGAAGAAAGAGACAAAAAAGCAUUCCAGAAGGUAUUAGAAAGAUCAAAUCAGUUUGAAACAAAAAUCGUUGCUUUGGAGACCCAGUCAGCUGGUGGCAUACUCAAAGACACCCUUCAAAAGAAUGCAAACUUGAGAUCAAAUGAGUGCAUUGCUUUAGAAGCACAGACGUUGUGUCAUGGGCCUCCGCUUAGUGAAUUCAGUCACCUUUCCUGUGACUUCAAAAGAACUUCCCCUCCAUGUACACUGCAGGAUGUACCAUCGCAGUCCUCUGACAGGAUGUUUAAUGGAAAGGGAGAAAACACGGAUAAAAAUGUACCAACAAAAGAAUUUGUCAAAUAUGAAAGAUUAGAUGGCAAACUUGCAAAUAUUGAUUAUCUUAGAAAGAAACUGUCCUUUGAAGAAAAAGAUGAGAGUGUCUGUCCAGUGCUAAAACCCAAGCUGACAACAAAUGUUCACGAAUGCCUUCAACUUAACACAGUCAGACCCAUAAGCAUACAGCAGGAUUCCACUACAGUUGCUGAGGGUAGAGCAUUCAUCAACAGUGCACAUGCUGCUCAGAUUAAUUCCGUUUCUUUUGUUCCCCUCAAAACCUUGAAUGGCCGAGCAGAAACGGGUGUGGAAAAAUCAGCCGUGAUUUCCACGGAGUCACCUGUCAGAAAAAGUCCAUCAGAAUAUAAACUUGAUGGGAGGUCUGUUUCCUGCCUGAAACCAAUAGAAGGCACACUAGACAUUGCCUUACUUUCUGGACCACAGGCUUCGAAGACCGAGUUGCCUGUGUGUGUACUGCCAGAAGGACAGAGUGCCAGCAGUGAUGCGGGAUCUUCUAAACCUGCAGCACCACAAGAGGGUGGUGGAAAGGCAGAACUGGCCUGUCAGAAAGAGCAGUUGUUAAGCUAUUCAAAAUCUAGCAAAAUUAACAUAUCAGAACCUCAGGUUCUGCAAAUAAGCAAGAGUUCUCCAAAUCCACCGGUCAUGCCUGUGGCUGCAGAAGUAGUGACAGAGAAAAAGGCUCCUAGUCCAGCUGCUAAAAUCAGUGUUUCUGUUGAAGCUGUUCAAAAGAAAGAUACCUCUCCUUCAAAACAGAAGGACAGUUCAGUGGAGGCAAAGUCCAGCACUAUUCAGAGUCAGAGUGUUAAAACUACCCAAACAUACUGCAAACUUUCUACUGUUCAGAGCACUCCUGAAAAAGCUCUAGGCAAAGAGAAGCAAGGGCAAAAGGAGUUGCCUGCCAGACAGCCAAUAACCCAAAGAAAUUGUGAACCUACCCCUGCAAAGGUGGAGGUGAUCAGGGAGUCAUCUCUGAAGGUAUCUGUCUCAGAUGUUCUGACAACAAGCUACUCCAAAAGCAAUGAAAAAAAAUCUGCUGAUUUUGCCAUUCCAUCUCAGAUACAAGGAAAAAUGCAAGCAGCUGGUCCCAAGGCACAACCUAAGGAUAGCAAAGAUGCUCUAAAACAGUUAAACAAAGAAGACACUGUUGUCGCUAGUUUUGUAGAAAGGGAUAUAACCAAGCAGAAAGUUCUCAGUGAGUCUAAGAAAGUUACUAUAGAGUUAAAGAAUGAAACUCCUCCAUCCAAACGACCCUCAAUGGAUUGUGAUCCUAAAAAUGAGAAGUCUAUACUGCUGUCCUCUGUGCAGAAGGACAACACCAAAGAUUUGGGAAAGAAAGAUCAGAAACAGGUCCCUGACAUAAGGCUACAGACCACUGAGAGAACGCAGUCCAGCCAAGUUGCUCAGCAACAACUUACUGCUCUGGUCUCCCCUGCUGCGAGAGAUGCUGUAAGCAGAAACUGUGCUGUAGAUGUUCAUGUAGGUAUUCAAGAACACGUGAAGCCUGCUGCCACCUGUGUGGAAAGCAGCAGUAAUAAGCUCAGGCCUGCUUCUGAUGUGACUUCCUCUAAGUCUAAGCACUUGGAUAAACAGACCUUUUCACAAAAACCAUGCACUCCAGAAACAAAAGAAAAAGAAACAAUUAUUCAGGUGUCUGUCAGCUCACGGAAAGAUGGCAAACAUGCCAGUAAAAAUGUGCCAGAUCCCCCUUCUUUUGUUCCAGGUUCUUUGAGAAAAAUGAACAAUGAACAUGUUCAGGUUGAAAAGCCUGUGACUAUUGAGCAUGGGUUGGUAUCCACCCUUCAAGUGAGCACCAUCACUGCUGACACCAAACCCAAAUCCUUUGCUCUUGGCCCAGGACCAACAGGCCCAGAGAUUUCUAAGCAAAUGCAAAGGCAAGAACCAGCAGGCUUUGGGGAAUCUGCUGAUCAAAAGCUGCUUCACCUCACUGAGAAACAAACCGUGGCUCCAAAGUUUUCCACUGUGAAAGACUGUCUCAUGCUGAGCAAACAGGCAGACAGAAGCCCUAGUAAUCAGACGUCUCCGGAUAAAAGACCCGAAGGAAAAACAUGCACUGAUGCACUUUAUAUUCAACACAACAGUGGGAAAGUAGAGCCUACCCUUUGUCUCACAAACAGCGAUGCCAGAGCAAAAGGAGCAGAAAAAUCAACCGCAAGUAGCAAAUGCUCUCAAGAUUCAAAAGGGAAAGGACAAGUUAAUCAAAAACAGCCAGAGGAUGCAAACAAACAGGCUGCAAUAAAACAUUUGUCAGGUGCCAGUGGGCAAAGUUCUUGUCAUGUGGCUGCAAUGCCAGGAAAACCACUGACUAGUUCAGCCAAUUUCUCUGAAUGUAGACAAGAAGCAUUUGUUUUGUCUUCAGAGAAGAGUGAUGCAUCUUCAGCAAAGGUUAAAGCAGCUUCACCUGAGCUUCCUGCGGCCAGCUGCAAGGAACUAAGUAAGAAAAGCACCUCUUCCACAGGGUAUGGUAAGGCAGAAAUGACUAAAAGUGUGUCACUGGUGACCUUGCACAGUGCUGCUGUUGUAGUAGAAGCCCACCACUCUACUUCAAACAUUGGGGGGAAACCUGGAAAUCAAGAAAAGUCUUUUGUUAACACUGUGGAUGUAAAGGGAAAAGAUGCUGUUCAGGCUCAGCAGUCUGCUUCAAGAAAACAGAAUGUAGGUAAAGAUUUAUCUAGGUCAGCAACCACACCUGACCGCCAAAAUGCACUUUCUAAUGACAAAGACUCAGCUCGGCAGCGGCGAGGAAAGGAAGCUUUGCGGAGCAGUCCUCACAAAAAAAACUGUUGACUGUACUACCUGCAGAUAUAACUUCAAAACUAGCUGAAACAAAGACAAUAUAUUUUGACCAUCUUCAAACCAGCACUGUGUAGUGUCUUUGUGUGGCAAAGCUUUCAUGUCACUGACAAAAAAGAAUGGGGAUAUAUAGAAAGGACUUUUUUUUUCAAAAUGCCUUCCCAAUGUUAACCGGUAAAACUGUUACCAUAUAGUAUUUGUACAAAAAUAGAUAUACAGCUGAAAGCUGUUGAAGAAAUGAUUUCCUCUGUAAAUACUUGGUGAUGUGUUUGGGGUUUGAAUGUAGCAUAUAUACUUUGCUGCUGAUUGCAUUGUUUACUCUUCCCUUUUUUAAAGAUAGUUGCUUUGCUACUUAUUUGCCAUACUCAAAUAUGAAACUGAAUUACUAAAACUCACAAGUGGCGUGGACGUGCACAAGUAUUGGUCUAACCUGGAGGAUAAAAACAUGCCACAUUUUUACUUACUAAAAAUCCUAGCUAGAGGUAAAAAUACAAGAAAAGAAUAAACGUGGUGAGUUAUUGUGUGUUUUUACAUGUAUUGUUAGUAAUCAGAUUUUGAUAGUAGUGUAUCUGGCUAACUGCUUCACCAGAUCUAACACAAGAUCUAACUGCAUCUCCCUACUGCACAAAACCUGCCUGGUAGAGUGGGUGUGAUUAAAGAUAAGGGAAGAGCGCUUGGCUAUCACGGCAUCCCAGGAAGAGUUGUGUUCUCUGGUGGAAUGGUUGUGCUGGUCUUGUCUGCUGGGAGUGUAUUCUGUCACCUUUCCCUCGGACAAGGCCGAGACUCUGAAGCACACGCCGUGUCUUUGGUUUCUGCUGCAACCCUCUCUUGGUUUCCUUCAGCUUUUUUAACUUCAGGCCCUUACAGUGUGAGGCACAAAUAUAAGCACAUGACUUGCAGUACUAUUAUGUUCAUCAUGGGUUUUGACGAAUUUAGAGAAUGUGUGUUAUGGCAUCUAGGCCUGCAUAAUUAGCUUCAUACAGCUGUAGCUUUUUUUUUUCUAUUUUAUGGCAAUUAGGGUAAAAAGGAAAAAAAGCAGUUCCAGUAUCAUAUCUUCAAAAAAAAAAAGUUCAGGACAUCCGAUACAUUUUAAUAUGUAGCUGGGGCCUUAUGUUGUAGACUUUAACUUGCUGUUUUUAGCAAGAAAUUCUGGGUUUCACAUUAAUUUCUAAAUGCAUUGAGUAGCUCCAUACAUUUCAUAACAUAAUCUUUUUAUUUGUAUGCAAAAAAAAGAGUAAUACUGUAAUUAUAAAAGAAGCAUUUUGUAACAAAGGAACCUGUUGGAGCUAUUUGGUGCUAGAAUGUGACUGUCUUUUUACUUUUGCUAAGCCUUAUUUAAAUUUUGUAUACUGUGGAACAUGUAGACUUAGAUCAUUUUAGUGUGGAGAUUAUUAGUUUGUUUUGAAGGAUGAAAGGUAAAACAUGAAACAUGUACAGGAGCACUACACAAUAUCCUUGCAGAUGUGUGUUUUUAAGUGAUUGGGAUCAACAGAAUGGUGGUUUUGCUUAUUUCUGUUUUAUGUAGCUAAACUAGACCUAGGCCCAUACCUGUUUCAUUGGGGUUACGGAUUGUCUUUUCUGUCUCAAAAGCUAGAAAUUUGUUCUUAAAAGCACAGUAUAAUCUUGAUUUGGAGGUUUGAUUGACAGCUGAUAGUAUGCAGAAUUAAUUUCCCUCUGGGAAAAGCUUUAUUACACUAAUUAGUUGAGUUGGAUUACAACAAACCUGCUAUGGAAAGAAAAUCACAAACAACAACUUCUGAUUUUUUAUGUGACACUAGAACAUUCAUACUGCCUUUGGUGCAUUCACAGAGGAGCUAGUGAGUGAUGGGUAAUAUUUUUGAUCAGUUUUGAAGAGAAAAUGGUCUCAACAUUUACAGUUUAUCUGUGCUUUGGCAGUUACUACAAAUGAACGCUAAUGCACUUCAAUAUAACAUUUCUGUCUGGGAGGUAUUUCCUAGUUUACAGUCUUCUGCAUUUUUUAACUCUCCUCUUGUUUCCUUUAAAGCACAUCUAGCUAUUUGUUUACAGUAUACCUUUAUGUAUAUUUUGUAUAGUUCAUUAUCACUUCUGACAAAUAAGUUUUUUGCAUUUUGGAAGUGUAACAGUGCGUAAGCUUGUGUUUAUGUAGUACCUGUUCGUUUGUUGGUGCUUACCUUAUCAGUGAGCUGUUAGAGAUCCUCCUACCUGUGUGCUACUUGGUCAGUCUUUCUGUGAUUGUAGAUUUGAUGUGUUCCUUUGUAGCUUACUGCUGUAGAUUGCUCAGCUUACCAGAAAAAAAAAAGAAAAAAAAAAGAAAAAAAAGAGAGAGACAAAAAAAAAGAAAAAAAAAAAGAAAAAGAAAAAAAAAGUUAGGGUCUGUGCAAUAAAGUGUUUGCAGUCUUAUUUUCUCUAAGAAACUCCUUAUGGAUGUCAUAAUUGUUGCAUAUUGAACACAAUUAUUUAUACUUAUGCAGUUGCAUAACAUUGAAAUAAAAAUUCAGCAUGAAA
Molecule: messenger RNA, 10371 nt
Organism: Cygnus olor (mute swan)
Lineage: Eukaryota; Metazoa; Chordata; Aves; Anseriformes; Anatidae
Gene: MAST4
Product: microtubule associated serine/threonine kinase family member 4
Exons: 32
Coding region: 34-7878 (2614 amino acids)
Biological process (GO): peptidyl-serine phosphorylation; intracellular signal transduction
Molecular function (GO): magnesium ion binding; protein binding; ATP binding
Source: RefSeq, a predicted model, not a curated record